CUCUGUCUCAAACAAACAAACACACAAACAAAAAACAAAAGAAACAGUUUAGCCUUAAGCUGAGGCUUCUGCUGGACACAACCAAGAUUGAGAAAGACGUGUAAAUGACAUUUUUUGCAGUGUAACUCAGUUUAUCUAAAGUCCUGUUGGGGUCCCACUACAGUCUUCUUGCAGCUCACCAGGAUUAGUAGCCCCCAUAUGAGGAGACACUUUACUGGGAUGGUAUGUGGCCUCCUCCCUGCCUGGGGGCCUGAGAGAAGACUGGCAGGCUUCCUACCACUCAAGCAUCCAGAGUGUUUUGCAGAGGGGCGGGAGGCAGAGAAGCCUUCCUGGAGGAGGCAGGAUCCAGUGGAGCCCUGAUGGGUGGAGAGGAGCUGGAGGGCUUCCCAGGUACAUGUGUGGGACCACAGCUGGGACCGAGCAGGGAGGUGGGUAUUAAUAUGGCAAGCACACUCAGACUGGGUGGCGGUGGAAGUUGGAUGGGGUUAGACUGUGAAGGAAGCCACCACUGGUUGGUUGGUUGGUUGGUUGGUUUGUUUUGUUUUUGAGACGGAGUCUCGCUCUGUUGCCCAAGCUGGAAUGCAGUGGUGUGAUCUCGGCUCACUGCAACCUCCACCUUCUGGGUUUAAGCGAUUCUUGUGCCUCAGUCUCCCGAGUACCUAGGAUUACAAGUGUGUGCCACCACGCCUGGCUAAUUUUUGUAUUUUUAGUAGAGACGGGGUUUCGCCAUGUUGCCCAGGCUGGUCUCAAACUCCUAGCCUUAAGUGAUCCACCUGCCUCUGCCUCCCAAAGUGCUUACCCAAAGGGAUUACAGGCCUGAGUCACCGCACCUAGCCUCACCACUGGCUUUUGAGCAGGAGAGUAUCUUGGUAGUGAGUUUCAGGAUCAGGAGUGCAGGGCUAAGUAACAGGCACUAACUUAAUCCCCAACUGAAGCACAGCACAGUGAGGCUGGUACAGACCCAGGCUGGAAAAUAGAGGGGCUGUGGGGUAGGCAGGGCCUCCUCCUGAGCCCUGAGAACAGCCAGCUGGGCUCACAUUCAGCAUGAGGAAGGAGGAGGUUGGCAUGGCAAUCCUAGCGGUAGCUGGGUGACCUCAGAAAGGAAGGGCCUGGAGGUCAAGGUCUGGAUCAUGAUCAAAGAAAACAGAAGUGCCAAGAAGGUCCAAGGCUUGUCCAAGUCACCCAGAGGGAGUGUAGCCCAGGAGUCAGGACACAGGUGCACUGGUGUCCCUGCAAAGCCUUCACCGUGCAGCUGUGGUGGGGACCUGCCUGCCCUCCAAGGAGCAGCUCCCUCCUGCUUCCGCAGAGGCACUUGUACUACCUGUGAGGUGUGCUUGGGCUGAUGCGGGAAGGGUCCCAGUGAGGCAGAGAGGAGGGAGACCGUGUUAGGACCUGUCUGGUUUCUUUUGCUGCCUCUCCAUCUUUCCGCCAGGGCUGGAAGAGCACAUUCCUGAGUCACAGUUUUCCCAGGAGUCUGGAUGGGGCCCAGGCAAGAGAGAGCACCAUCUCCCCAUUACCAACACACACACUGUCUCUCUCUACCCCCACACACCUCUUGGCUUUCCCUUAGAGCUCUUCAGAGGGUAUGGCUGAUGCAGUUCGGGCCUAUCCAGACCCCUGGCUCAGGGAGAAGCUGGCCAGCUUUCCAGCCCCACGUUUUCUGGGCUCUGUGGCCAGGGAGGCCCCUCUCCACCAGGCUCUGCCACUUGGUAACUUUGGGCCAGGCCCUGGUCCUUUCUGGGCUUCAGAUCCUUCAUCUGUGAAAUAUGAUGGCUUCAUAGAGUGCUUCCAGUGACUUUGCCAACCUUACCUUUUGUAAGCCCCACACUACCCUGCAAGGUGCUACUGUCAUUAUCUCCAUUUUACAGAGGGGAAACAGGUUCAGAGAGCGUGAGUGGCUUGCCCCAAGUCACCCACCCAGCAAGUGGUGGGCUUGGUACUUGAACCCAGGCAGUCUGACCCAGCUCCUGCCUGAGGUCCUUGCCAUCACCGAUAUGCCAUCGAUUGUCAAAUCAGGCAGGGAUCAUUUUCCCUUUUCUAUAGGUGGGAAAACUUGAGCCCCAGAGGGGCGACAUCUCUUGCCUAAGGAUGCGGAGCUCAGGUGGGUCUUGAGCACUGCGUAGGGCCAUUUUGCCAUGUCCUCGAGCACCUCCACAGAGAAGCCACCACCCCAGGAAGUGCUGCAGGCUCUACGGGGUGAUACCAUCAAAGGGUGACCAGGGCAUGACCACCGGCUUGGAGGAAGCAAAGAGGAUGCUGUUAGUGAAAGGAGAAGUGAAAAGCAACAAGACAGCAGCCGAGACAGCAGCCGAGACAGCAGCUGAGACAGUAGCUGAGACGGCAGCGGCAGCUUCACAGGGCCAGAGCCAGUUCUUGGAGGAGACUCAGCACAGGGCAUGGAUCACUGUGGUACUCUUUUCCUGUGCCUGUGCCUUCUGACUUUGCAGAAUGCAACAGCAGAGACAUGGAAAGAACUCCUCAGCUACAUGGAGAAUAUGCAAGUGUCCAGAGCCCGGAGCCCGUUUUUUUACCUUCGUCAACUUCACCAGCUGGAGCAGAUGCUACUGAACACCAGCUUCCCGGGCUACAACCUGACCUUGCAGACACCCGCCAUCCAGUCUCUGGCCUUCAAGCUGAGCUGCAACUUCUCUGGCCUCUCACUGAGCAGUGCCACUCUGAAGCGGGUGCCCCAGGCCCGGGGUCAGCAUGCCCGGGGUCAGUAUGCCUGGGGUCAGCAUGCCAUGCAGUUCCCCGCCGAGCUGACCCAGGAUGCCUGCAAGACCCGGCCCGGGGAGCUGCGGCUCAUCUGUAUCUACUUCUCCAAUGCCCACUUUUUCAAGGAUGAAAACAACUCAUCUCUGCUCAAUAACUACGUCCUGGGGGCCCAGCUGAGUCAUGGACACGUGAACAACCUCAGGGAUCCGGUGAACAUCAGCUUCUGGCACAACCAAAGCCUGGAAGGCUAUACCCUGAGCUGUGUCUUCUGGAAGGAGGGAGCCAGGAAACAGCCCUGGGGCGGCUGGAGCCCUGAGGGCUGUCGUACAGAGCAGCCCUCCCACUCUCAGGUGCUCUGCCGCUGCAACCACCUCACCUACUUUGCUGUUCUCAUGCAAUUCUCCCCGGCCCUGGUCCCUGCAGAGUUGCUGGCACCUCUUACAUACAUCUCCCUCGUGGGCUGCAGCAUCUCCAUCGUGGCCUCACUGAUCACAGUCCUGUUGCACUUCCAUUCCAGGAAGAAGAUUGACUCUUUAGCACGCAUCCAUAUGAACCUGCACGCCUCCGUGCUGCUCCUGAACAUCACCUUCCUGCUGAGCCCCGCAUUUGCCAUGUCUCCUGUGCCCCAGUCAGCGUGCACGGCUCUGGCUGCUGCCCUGCACUACGCGCUGCUCAGCUGCCUCACCUGGAUGGCCAUCGAGGGCUUCAACCUCUACCUCCUCCUCGGGCGCGUCUACAACAUCUACAUCCGCAGAUAUGUGCUCAAGCUUGGUGUGCUAGGCUGGGGGGUCCCAGCCCUCCUGGUGCUGCUUUGCCUCUCUGUCAAGAGCUCAGUGUACGGACCCCACACAAUCCCCGUCUUCAACAGCUGGGAGAAUGGCACGGGCUUCCAGAACAUGUCCAUGUGCUGGGUUCGGAGCCCUGUGGUACACAGUGUCCUGGUCAUGGGCUACGGUGGCCUCACGUCCCUUUUCAACCUGGUGGUGCUGGCCUGGGCGCUGUGGACCCUGCGCAGGCUGCGGGUGCGGGCGGACGCACCGAAUGCCAGGGCCUGCCAUGACACUGUCACCGUGCUGGGCCUCACCGUGCUGCUGGGAACCACCUGGGCCUUGGCCUUCUUUUCUUUUGGCAUCUUCCUGCUGCCCCAGCUGUUCCUCUUCACCAUCUUAAACUCGCUCUACGGUUUCUUCCUUUUCCUGUGGUUCUGCUCCCAGCGAUGCCGCUCAGAAGCAGAGGCCAAGGCACAGGUAGAGGCCUUCAGCUCCUCCCAGACAACGCCGUAGUCUGGGCCUCCUGGCCUGGAACCCUCAGCCUCUCUGGCUGCCAGCAGCCUGAGGCCAUGGAUUCCGCUAGAGGGUGGCAGGCUUGCUACUGGACCCCGGAGGCCACUGUGACCCUCAAGGGGCCUUUUCCACUUCCACAGCCUCUCCAGGCACUGAGGGGAAGGUGUUGCUCUACCUCUCCCUGACAUUUUGCUCCAGGGCAGAUCCAACCUCACCUGGGGCAGCAAACUUUGUCCUGGCACCUGGGCCCAGCUGUCCAGGGAUGUGGGCAGAGCACCAGCCUGGGCAUCAGGAGGCCGAGUUUCAAGACCUGGUUCUGAGUCUGUAUGACCCUGGGCCUGCCACUUCUCACCGACCCUGGGUAUCCACAGCUGUGACAUGGGGGCAAGUGGCUUUGUCCAGCUUAACCCAGGAGCUUAGUAAAGAUUGCAUAAGACCAGGGGGAAGAGUGUCACUGUGGGGUGGGAAUUCCCACAGCCUCCACCUGCUUGCUAGGGGCAGGAUCUCAUCCAAGCUGCCAUGGAAGCACCUGCUCGGCCCUGUCAUCUUCCUCCUGGGGAGGGCCAGACGGCAUCUUGGCUUGGGGCAGGUGGGACCUACCCAGGGUCUGAGACUUUACUGGCCUAUGCCUGAGGCCUCUUUUCCUUUAACUCCCUAAAUAAUGAUGACUCCAAGUCCAAGCCCACCCUUCCCAAAGACUGGGAGGUUCAGCCCUUCCCAGAGGCUCCUCCUGUGUACUCCCAAGACUUCUACAGACCAUUUGGACCAGUAGCCCAUCCCACAGAGUUUUCUUGCGGGGCAGAGGAAGACACUUCUUUCUCCUCCUGCUGAAUCAGCUGGACCCCAGUGACCUGGCUAUUUGGUGAUUGGGCAGGAUUGAAUUUGCCCUGGUAGGCGUGAGAGUGUGGGUUUUAAAUCCAAAGCUCAGGCCAUAGUUGCAGAGAAUCACCCUUACCCCAGACCUGUCAGACCCUGUGGGAGACAGCGCUCAUGAAGCCAGUGCGUUUCCCCGGACGAACACGAGGGGGCGCCGCUGGCCAACACUCAGAGGCCCUUGGUGCCAAGACUGCAUCUGGAAUAGCUCAAACACCUGUUUGCAGACCCCAUGCACUAGCUGGAGGGGCCGUAAUUGCAGGACUGUGCCUGCUGAGUGACCCACUUCCUCCAGGAGGAAAGGCAACACACAUUUACACGGCCAUUUGUCUCUUUUCCCAAUGCGCCGUUGCGCUGUCACUUUUGGGGGCUGCACCCCAGAUAUAGCUGGCACCAGAGCAGGGCUGGGGUAGGUGCUCAGGGCCCUGCCCCAGGCCAUCGGGCAGUUUUGAUGACCUCGAAGGUCACAGGCAGAAAAUGGGAGCAGGAUUUUCUCUGGAAAAGUUCUCCUGGGACAUCUUCUGCUCUUCUGUACAUUUCUAGACGCAAGUAACUCCUUCACCAAGCAGUGAGUGGCACAGGCUCUGGAGCCAGGCUGCUUGGGCUCCAGUGCCAGCUCUGCCACUUGCUAGCUGUGAGACUGUGGACAAGCCACUCAGCCUCUCUGUGCCUCAGUUUUCCUAUUUGUAAAAUAGAGGCCAGUGGUACCUAUUUUGAGGACUAAGUAAAAUAAUUCAAAUAAAGAGACUUGGCACAGAGUAAGUGCUCAGUAAACGGUUACUGGUA
Messenger RNA from Macaca mulatta (Rhesus monkey), 5657 nucleotides. It is a transcript of the gene ADGRG5, whose product is annotated as adhesion G protein-coupled receptor G5. Gene Ontology annotation, biological process: cell surface receptor signaling pathway; adenylate cyclase-activating G protein-coupled receptor signaling pathway. Gene Ontology annotation, cellular component: plasma membrane. Gene Ontology annotation, molecular function: G protein-coupled receptor activity. Lineage: Eukaryota; Metazoa; Chordata; Mammalia; Primates; Cercopithecidae. The record is from RefSeq and is a predicted model, not a curated record.